Polychytrium aggregatum is the source of this 896-nucleotide messenger RNA. RefSeq lists its product as uncharacterized. The transcript has 5 exons. The record is from RefSeq and is a predicted model, not a curated record. Lineage: Eukaryota; Fungi; Chytridiomycota; Chytridiomycetes; Polychytriales. The coding region runs from base 205 to 777 and encodes 190 amino acids.
CAAACAGACGCCAUCCACCUGGCUUCCAUUGAUCCGCCGAUCGUUCGGCCAUGUUAGAGGGUGGAUUGAACCCAAGCUGCUCGGCAUUCUGACCUCUGGUCCCCAUAGCAUCUGCUUGCAUCCCGCCCGUUUGCAUCCUCGAGCAACUCGCAACUCGCAACUCGCAGCUCCAUCCUCCGUCUUGCCCACCCCGCUUGCAUCCCAAUGGGCCAAAAGCUUACCCGCCAGCUCGAAGAAAGCAGCCAAGGUGGCCCUCAACCCUGGUUCACCAAGGAGCAAAUCAUGGACGUUGUUCAAAUCCUGACGCGCAUCAAUGCCGCCAAGGCCGAUCUCACCGACAAGUAUCUCAGCCGAGCGACCCUUGAGACGCUCUUCAAGAUGUGCAAGUUCAAUGACUCCCAGCAACGGUUCCUGCUGAGCAUCUUUGCUACAUUCGACUCCCAGCGGUCCCAGAAGGUGGACUCGCGCAAGAUCGUUGUGGGAAUGUCGGCGUUCUGCACAAUCAAGAUCAACGAUCGGCUCGCUUUCGCCUUUGAAGCCUAUGAGCUCAUGAGCGAAGGGCUGACAGAGGAAGAAAGUGUCCUGACCAAAGAUGUUAUCGAAACCGUCAUUCUGUGCCUGAUCGAGACGAUUUACAGCGCAGAGUCUGUCCAGGGCGACAAGACCGCCGCCGCUCCCACGCCUUCCCCAAAGCCUGCCCCGAAAGCAAAGUGUAUCACGCCUGAGGACCGGCAGGCGCUCCGCAAAUGGAUCAACGAUGUGUUCAUGGAGGCGUAAAUCGAGUCCGUUGGGGGGGGGACUUGCUGGGUACUGUCCGGUGACCUGUCCGCCGUAGUGAAUUGUCUGUGUAUUUGGAAUCAAUGUAAACUCCAGCAAAGACAUUGGCCUCUGAUGGG